This is a messenger RNA of Lotus japonicus, 1601 nucleotides long. RefSeq names its product low-specificity L-threonine aldolase 1-like. Gene Ontology annotation, cellular component: cytosol. The record is from RefSeq and is a predicted model, not a curated record. Lineage: Eukaryota; Viridiplantae; Streptophyta; Magnoliopsida; Fabales; Fabaceae. Gene Ontology annotation, molecular function: L-allo-threonine aldolase activity. Gene Ontology annotation, biological process: L-threonine catabolic process; glycine biosynthetic process. The transcript is spliced from 10 exons. The coding region runs from base 329 to 1393 and encodes 354 amino acids.
CCCUUGCCUUUUCUUAGUAGAAUUGCUCAAUUCAGCAUCUGAAUUCUUGGGGAAUUCACCUGUUUUCCCCCAUUUCUGUUUUGAAUUUUUGUUUUAAUUUGGACUGGAGAGACUACAAGUGAUAGAUAUGCAUGUGCUUCUUGGAUUCUUCCUAUAAUUUGUUGUCCCCCGAAUCUCGUGAAAGCUUCGAUUUUAAUUGAAAUACUGAUCAUUUUGUACCUUAGGAAACUUGGAGUUUUCCCUCUCUCUUUUUGUCAGUGCAAAAUUUUGGAGUGCCUCUCAAUUGAAGUUGAAACCUAAGUUGGUGGCAGAGAAAUGUCACAAGAAAAUGGUAGCUAGAAUUGUGGAUCUUCGGUCAGACACAGUCACAAAGCCGACUGAAACAAUGAGGACUGCUAUGGCAUUUGCUGAAGUUGAUGAUGAUGUUUUAGGCUUUGACCCAACUGCUUUUCGCUUAGAAGCAGAGAUGGCAAAGAAAUUCGGCAAGGAAGCAGCUCUUUUUGUUCCCUCAGGCACUAUGUCGAACCUUAUAUGUGUGCUUGCCCAUUGUGAUGUUAGGGGUAGUGAAGUUAUUCUUGGGGAUAACUGCCAUAUCUAUAUCUAUGAGAAUGGAGGCAUUGCAACUAUUGGAGGGGUGCAUCCAAGAGUAGUGAAAAAUAACAAUGAUGGAACCAUGGACAUUGACUUGAUUGAGGCUGCUAUCAGAGAUCCAAAGGGGGAGCUAUUUUAUCCAUCCACAAAGCUUAUUUGCUUGGAAAAUACUCACGCAAACUCUGGUGGCAGAUGCCUUUCAGCUGAAUAUACAGAUAGAGUUGGAGAGGUUGCUAAGAAGCAUGGGUUGAAGCUUCACAUCGAUGGAGCCCGUAUCUUCAAUGCAUCAGUUGCACUUGGUGUUCCUGUGGAUAGGCUUGUCCAAGCUGCUGAUUCGGUUUCAGUUUGCCUGUCUAAAGGUAUAGGUGCUCCGGUUGGAUCUGUUAUUAUUGGUUCUGAGAACUUUAUCGCCAAGGCUAGAGUUCUCCGGAAAGCGUUGGGUGGUGGGAUGAGACAGAUUGGCAUCCUUUGUGCUGCUGCACUUGUUGGGUUACAUGAAAAUGUUGGAAAGCUGGAAAGUGAUCACAAGAAUGCUAGAACUUUGGCUGAUGGACUGAGUGAAAUUCGAGGACUCAAAGUCGAUGCCAGUUCUGUGGAGACCAAUAUGAUAUUUAUUGGAAUCGAAGGUUCAUGGACUACAGCAGAAAAGAUACGCAAGUACUUGGAAGAACGCAAUAUCCUUCUGAUGAAAGAUAGCUCUUCAAGAUUGAGAGUUGUCCUUCACCACCAAAUAUCAGCAAGUGAUGUGCAGUAUGCCUUGUCAUGCUUUCAGCAAGCUCUACAAUGUGAAAAUGGCAAUUAGGGGAGGAUGGCAGUUUGUUGUCAUAUUUGUGCAUGGAAAGGGGAAUUUCAAAUUCCAUUUGUCUUUGUCUGUGUUAGUUACUUUGAUGUACCCUAAAUAAGUACAAGGAUUUACAAUGAUGUUCCCAUUGUGAAUAACAUCGUUAUGAAGCUAUUUUGUUUUGGUAGAUACAUCGUUAUGAAGCUAAUUAAGCGUAUUGACUAUUGAA